AUGGGAGAGGCAAGGAAAACGCACCUCCGCCAGAUGGCCGGAACAGCCGUCUCGAUGCUCCUGCAGCCAUCACGGGGAAUACGGGACGACAUCGAACGCCUAGGCGGUACACCGAAAGACCACCGAAAAGUCAACCGCCAACGCCUGAAAGACUUGGAAAAAGCCAAUAAAGCGAAACUGGUAGAAGCAGCGAUACCGCCGCCUGAACCGUUUAAACUGAAACGAUUCGAGUCGGUGCCUGCGAAGCUGAAUACGCGUCGGACGAGUGUGAGGAUUGUGGAUCGCUUCGCACGGAUGGGAUGGAAGGAUGGCGAACUGACGGAGUGUAAGAUGUUCUUGAUUCUUGUUAGGCGCCGGGAACCCCUGCUGAGCCAUCGCCGGAAGUCAACAUCGUCAAAAAACUAUAUCAGCAUCAAUUCCACGAAAGCGAAGAAAGCCGAACCGCGAGCACCACCAGCAGCGGAACCACACGUGGUAGAACGCAAAACUCGAAAUGGGGAGAUUCCGAAAUAUCUGGUGAACCGGAAGAUGGAAUGGGCGCAACAAGAGUUGGAUAGGUUAAAUAAGCUGGAAGAGGACAAGAUACCACCGGGGAUGAUGGUCGUUCCGGACGAAGACAAACAGCGCACGCUGCGUUCACUUCGACAAAAACAAGACCAACUUAUGGACCAACUAGCGCGAUUUCCGGUAGUAACCGAAACGCUCGGAAUGCAGCGCCGGAAAGCAAUAAUCGAAGCUCAACUGAAGGAAAUCGAAGAAGCCAUCGAGACAUUCUCACGGAAAGUAGUAUUUGUAGCGAAAGAUGUCCCAGAAUAUCAGGGGGAGCCUGAACUACGGAAUGCACCUACGGGCGUGGGGGUAUGGGAUCGGGCGCAGGACGCUGCCGCACAGAGGUCACGGAAAACCUCCAUUGCGGGUUUUAGAUGA
Fimicolochytrium jonesii is the source of this 927-nucleotide messenger RNA. RefSeq names its product calmodulin-binding-domain-containing protein. Bases 1 to 927 code for a protein of 308 amino acids. The record is from RefSeq and is a predicted model, not a curated record. The transcript is spliced from 8 exons. Lineage: Eukaryota; Fungi; Chytridiomycota; Chytridiomycetes; Spizellomycetales; Powellomycetaceae. Gene Ontology annotation, cellular component: cytoplasmic microtubule.